Molecule: messenger RNA, 1785 nt
Organism: Trypanosoma grayi
Lineage: Eukaryota; Euglenozoa; Kinetoplastea; Trypanosomatida; Trypanosomatidae
Product: putative L-ribulokinase
Exons: 1
Coding region: 1-1785 (594 amino acids)
Source: RefSeq, a predicted model, not a curated record
AUGGAUGCUGCUGCAUUCACGACGUCAUUCGACGCGAUUGUGUCACUGAGCAAUACGGAGGGGCCGCGGCAGAAUGUCCUCGAGCCCAAGUUUGUGGCGAGGGAGCAGAUGCAGGCGUUAAGGGAGUCCGUGACGAAUGCAUACAAGGAUGCAGCCUCUCUGCAAGCGCUGGGUCAGCUUUGCCGCUGCUACGUCUUCAUUGGUCUCAAUAUGCUGGAGACGGACGAGGAGGCGGACGGCGUGGUGGAGCUACGCAAGGCGUACACUAUGACGCUGGCGGGUGCAAAGGGGCAACUUCUCGGCAGCGUUAUUGAUAUUGCAGCGCACCCGUUGGAAGAGAUAAUCAGGAAUGAGCUACCGUACGUUGAUGCUGAGCACGAUUACAUCUUUGUUGCAGAGUUUAUGCGUGUGCACAACGCAUUGGGCCUGUACAUGUCUAACCGUGACACAGCAUUGCGGAUCAACGACGCCAAGCAGGUUCUUCACCUUGCCGAGAAGGCGUAUAAAGAGUGGAAUUGCUGGUUCCUCUCACGCCCUGGCAGUUGUGUCAUGAAGGAUAUUCCUGUUCUUGACGAUGGCACUCUUGAUCGGGCCAACAUUCCCCCUGAAGGGCUGUCAAUGUACACCCUGCGGUUUGAAAUGGAUACCGCGUUUACGUCAACGCUGUUUUUCCUGGCACAGGUCUACACCGCGUGUCAGAUGACGGCACUGGCCUCGCGCUAUUGCCACCAUACAUUGUAUUACCAACUGCUCAACAAGAUGGAGUUCUCAAAAAAGGAUUGGGCCACCAACGCGUUGCAUCUCAGUGCGUUUUAUAGCAGUCACUUUGACUACGGCAAGGCGUUGCACUGUCUUCAGGCCGGUGAGAGCAUGAUGCCAAAGGAAAAAGCAGACGAGGAGACUCUGGGCAUCGUAGCCUGGGCGCAUGGAAAGUUUUACCUUCACCGACUGCAUCACUAUGCGGAGGUGCGGCAGCGGAGUGCACCACGUGGACCGCUUCCAGAUGAGUUCGAGUCAUGGUGGGUUGACUUUCCACUCGACAUUUCGCCGCCGCAGCAGCUCCCGGCGAUUGAGACCUUUGAACAGGCCCGCGAUUGUUUCAAGGAAGCCAACAACAGGUUUAACGAGGCGCUCAAGUAUUACCUGUAUGAUGGAAGCUGCACAGAACACAUUGAGAUUACACAGGACAUGGCGCGCCUAUACGCGGCGCUCACUCACUUUGAGGAGAAUCGUAACCGCGUCAUCUCCAUGCACCAGCGCCGCGUCGCUCUCAUUGAGGCCUUCCCAGAUGAUCUGAACUUUAAUGCGUACCCCACAUUAGUCCGCCAGCUGCUCUUUGAUCUCGGUGCGAUGCAUGAGGAGAUUCUUGAACUUCGCAUCCGGCAGAAGGAAGAACCCCGCGAAGACGAGGCACCACUUUCAGACAAGAAAAUGAAUGCCCUCACUGACAAGACGCAGUCAAUGUAUCGACGCUUCUGCGAUACCUGGAAGGACCCACGGACGGGUCAGUUCCCCGAGAAGCUUGAAGAGGAGUCGAGGUUGCCUUUCUUCCGUGCGCUGAUGCGAUUGGCACAGCUCCAGCCGAAGCGGUACUUCAAGGAUCCGAAGGGGGAAUAUGAGAACAUCUCAACCACCAUUACGAUGUUUCAGCAGGCCAUUGACUUCGCUUCAAGAAACCCGAUGGGAAAAGAGGCGGAUGUAGAGGUUAGUCUGUCGCGUGAGAUGGUGGCCCUUCUCCCCAUGAAGCAAAGGGACUUGUGGAUGGCGUACCACAAGGCCACAUGA